UUAUUAUCGUUUCGCGCAGUUAGUCGCUCCAUGAUAUAAAUAGCUAUCGUUUCGCGCCAAUUCUCCCUCCUUCUCCGUCUCUCUGAAACCCUAACGCUCACUGCCAUGUCCCAAAUCAACGACCUAGGGUUUCGCAGAGACAUUGAUUGAAGCUCCUAAUUCUCAAGACUCCAACGAAAACGGAAGACCUUCGACAAUGGGCGAGCCUCGCGCUAAGCGCCCCAAGAUCACAAGAGGGGAAGAUGAUUAUAUGCGUGGAAAUAUAAUUGAGAUUGAGCUCCACAAUUUCAUGACCUUUAAUCACCUGAAAUGCAAGCCAGGAUCACGCCUCAACCUUGUAAUUGGGCCAAAUGGAUCUGGGAAGAGCUCUCUCGUAUGUGCCAUUGCACUUGGUCUUGGCGGUGAGCCUCAGCUACUUGGGAGGGCAACAAGUAUUGGAGCAUAUGUGAAGCGUGGAGAGGAGUCUGGUUAUGUUACAAUUUUGCUAAGAGGGGAUACUAAAGACGAGAAGAUCACCAUUAUGCGUAAAAUUGAUACUCGUAAUAAGUCUGAGUGGUUGUUCAAUGGAAAAGUAGUACCUAAGAAAGAUAUUGCCGAAAUCAUUCAAAGGUUCAACAUCCAAGUCAACAAUUUGACUCAAUUUCUACCACAAGACAGGGUCUGUGAGUUUGCCAGAUUAACUCCUGUGCAACUUCUAGAAGAGACUGAAAAGGCUGUUGAUCCUCAACUUCCAAUCCAACAUCGUGCCCUUGUUGAAAAAAGCCGCGAGCUGAAGAAUGUUAAGCUAUCAGUUGAGAGAAAUGGAGAAACUUUGAAUCAGUGGAAGGCACUUAAUGCUGAACUAGAAAAAGAUGUUGAGCGUGUCCGUCAAAGAGAAGAACUCCUAGUGAAGGUUGAGUCCAUGAAAAAGAAAUUACCCUGGCUGAAGUAUGACAUGGAGAAGGCCAAAUAUAUGGAGUCUAAGGAGCGAGAAAAGGAUGCCAGGAAAAAGUUGGAUGAAGCUGCAAAAACUUUAAAUGGCCUUAGAGAACCAAUUGAGAAACAAAAGAAGGAGAAAUCAGUGUUGGAAGCUAAAUGUAAAAAAAUUAGCAGCCACAUGGAUGAAAAUUUGAAAAAACGUGUUGCACUUGUGGAAAGUGAAAGCCAUUUGGGGGUGCAAGUACGAGGGAAAUACAAUGAAAUGGAAGAUUUGAGGAGGCAAGAAGAAUCUCAUCAACAAAGAAUCUUAAAAGCUAAAGAGGAUCUUGCUACAGCUGAACUAGAAUUUGGAAAUCUGCCGCUUUUUGAACCUCCAAAGGAUGAACUAGAAAAAUUAGGUGCUCGCAUUCUUGAGCAAGAAGAUUCUGCUAAUCAGAAGAGGUAUCAAAAGUCAGAGAAGGAAAGACUUUUAUCUCAAAAAAAAUUGAGCCUCAGGCACUGCCUAGACAGGCUGACAGAUAUGGAGAAUACACAUAAUAAAUGCCUGCAGGCACUAAAAAAAUCUGGAGCUGAUAAGAUAUUUGAGGCCUAUCAGUGGUUGCAAGAACAUCGAGAUGAGUUCAAUAAGGAGGUGUAUGGUCCAGUUUUGCUUGAGGUUAAUGUCUCAGAUCGGGUUCAUGCAGACUAUUUAGAAGGUCAUGUCCCAUAUUACAUUUGGAAGUCUUUCAUAACUCAGGAUCCUGGUGAUCGGGACUUUUUAGUAAAAAAUCUACGGUUAUUUGAUGUUCCAGUCUUAAAUUAUAUGGGGGAUGGUCGUCCAAAUUUGCCCUUUCAACUUUCUGAGGAGAUGCAUUUGCUUGGCAUCUAUUCUCGGCUUGACCAAAUUUUUGAUGCUCCUAAUGCUGUCAAGGAGGUUUUGACUGGUCAAUGUGGUUUGGAUCGUUCAUAUAUAGGGUCCAAGGAAACUGAUCAAAAAGCUGAUGAGCUUCUAAAGUUGCAUAUUUUGGAUUGUUGGACACCUGAAAAUCACUAUCGGUGGUCUAAAUCUAGAUAUGGUGAUCAUUUUUCCGCUAGUGUAGAACCCGUGAAUCGUUCAAGUCUUCUUUUGUGUAGUUUGGAUUUGGGGGAAAUUGAAGUUAUGCGGUCUAGGAAAAAGGAGCUGGAAGAAUCUGUUGCUGCUUUUGAAGGAAGUCUUAAAUCACUUCAGAGUGAGCUAAGAUACUUAGAGGAUGAAGCAGCUAAACUUCAUAAACAGCGGGAGGAGAUUAUCAAGAUUUCACAGCAAGAGAAGAGAAAACGGCGUGAAAUGGAAAACCUUAUCGCUCAGAGGAGAAGAAAAUUAGAAUCCAUGGAAAAGGGGGAUGACCUAGAUACUGUUAUGGCAAAGCUUAUCGAUCAAGCUGCAAAAUGUAACAUUCAGAGGUUUCAUCGUGCAAUUGAACUUAAGAACCUACUUGUUGAGGCUGUUUCUUACAAACGAAGUUUGGCAGAAACACACAUGUCAUCCAUUGAAUUUGAUGCAAAGAUUAGAGAUUUGGAAAUUGGUCUCAAGGAGCAUGAAAAGUUUUCCAUGCAAGCAUCACUGCACUAUGAAUGUUGUAAGAAGGACGUAGAGGGUUGUAGACAGCAGCUGUCAGUUGCCAAGAGGCAUGCAGAAUCAAUUGCCAUUAUCACUCCAGAACUCGAAAAGGAAUUUCUUGAGAUGCCUACUACGAUUGAGGAAUUGGAAGCUGCAAUUCAAGAUAAUGUUUCUCAAGCCAAUUCUAUUCUUUUUCUAAACAACAAUAUUUUGGAAGAAUAUGAACACCGAAAGCGUCAGAUAGAAGCUCUUGCAACAAAACUUGAAGCCGAUAAUGAGGAACUGAUGAGAUGUUUAGCUGAGGUAGAUAACCUGAAGGAAAAUUGGCUUCCUACAUUGAGAAAGCUUGUUGCUCAGAUAAAUGAGACUUUCAGCCGAAACUUUCAAGAGAUGGCUGUUGCAGGAGAAGUUUCAUUAGAUGAGCAUGGCAAGGACUUUGAUCAAUUUGGAAUACUUAUAAAAGUCAAGUUCAGGCAAGCAGGACAGCUUCAAGUUCUCAGCGCCCACCAUCAAUCUGGAGGGGAGCGGUCAGUUUCGACCAUUCUUUAUCUUGUUUCUCUUCAAGAUCUUACUGACUGCCCAUUUAGGGUGGUUGAUGAGAUAAAUCAAGGGAUGGACCCUAUAAAUGAAAGAAAGAUGUUCCAGCAAUUAGUGAGAGCCGCCAGCCAACCAAACACUCCUCAGUGUUUCUUACUUACCCCGAAGUUGCUUCCCGAUUUGGAGUACAGUGAAGCAUGUAGUAUUCUGAAUAUAAUGAAUGGGCCUUGGAUUGAGCAGCCCUCGAAAGUAUGGAGCAGUGGAGAUUGCUGGGGAACUGUCACAGGUUUACUAGGAGAAAGUCGAUGCUAGAAUAACAAUCUAAGGUUAAAACUUUCGUUAAAAGGAAGAAUAUAGAGCAACUAUUGUAAUCCAUCUGAAGCGAGCCCUCUUUUGUCCCGUAUCAAAUGGUUUUUGUGAAGUGUUUCAGAUUUUUAUUGCGUAUGCAUGUGUAACUUAGUUCCUUUUGCCUCUGUGAUGAUCCUAUAUAUAUAUAUAGUUGCUGUUAUGCUCCUUCA
Carya illinoinensis is the source of this 3552-nucleotide messenger RNA. RefSeq names its product structural maintenance of chromosomes protein 5. The record is from RefSeq and is a predicted model, not a curated record. Gene Ontology annotation, biological process: double-strand break repair via homologous recombination. Bases 197 to 3346 code for a protein of 1049 amino acids. NCBI's taxonomy places the organism in Eukaryota, Viridiplantae, Streptophyta, Magnoliopsida, Fagales, Juglandaceae. The transcript has 30 exons. Gene Ontology annotation, molecular function: ATP hydrolysis activity; ATP binding. Gene Ontology annotation, cellular component: Smc5-Smc6 complex.